AUGGCUGAUGUCGAACCAGAUUAUGCCUUUUGGCAAGAGGAGCAGGAGAGAAGAUUGAAAACAGAAGAUAUUCUAGCACGCAAGGAGCAAGAAAUGCCAAUUGCCAGUGGCCUACCCCAAGGAAGUCUAGUUUCAUUGGAUAGGAAAAGAGAUGAAUGGGCAGCGGUAUUGAAAGUUAUUGUGGAUGCCAUAAACGAACAUGGUCGAGUAGUUGAUGAUCGCGGUAUAGAAUUCAUAAGCAAUCAAUGUAUCAGGAUGAGGGAGAUGAUUGAGGCAGGACAUCAACAAGCUAUGUCAUACCGAGCUAAAGGUCGUGUGUGGCGGGGCUUACGCAAUCGUUCCGAGCAAUAUAUCUUGGAGUUCCGAAGAGCGACACAGUAUUUCUUCACUACUCAAAAAGACCAUCCGAAUCAGAAUAUUGAUCCGGCAAUAUUCCGAACAGUGGUUGCGGAUUGGCAUGCGGCUAUCACUACGACUUUGAGGGUUCUUCGUGAAGCUUUGGGAGAGGAAGAGAGUCAGAGGGAAGCUGAGGAUGUGGAAUAUGAUUCAGAAACUCAAGAGCCUGUUAUCAAUCUGAGGCGUAAUCAUAGUACACCUCAGCAAUUCAGCAAACUUGUUCAGGAGGUUGUUGAAAUGGUGGAGCUCGCAAAAAACGCAUCAGGCAAUAAUAAUGCGAACUUGAGUUACGAUCGAAGAGUACAGCAAGAGUAUAUUAAAACACAGGAGGCUCUAAAAGAAGUUUCUCAAAGAAUGGAAAGGUUGGAACGAGAAAGGAGAGAUUUCUUCAUGGCUCGUGGUACUCGACCACCCGAUAGAGACUGUUCAGGAGAAUUAGCAGAAAUAGAACGAUUGGAUAAAGAGUUGACAGAAUGUCGGGCGAAAUUGGAGGAACUUACAAAACAGUGCCGUCAACAAACCGAAUAUAUCGAUGCAGUGGCAAGAGGUUUGAAACCGAGUUCGAAUGACCCAAGUCCUGGAGUUUUGCUGUCUGAUCAAGCUUUCGAUGAACUCUGCAGACAUUUUGAUAGCUAUCAUGAAAAUGCAGAAGGAUCAGAAGCUAGAAACAAAGAGCUAGAGAAUAGCUUGAGAAAUGUCAUACUUCAUCCAGACGACAAGAAUAAGCAGGAAUUGGACAAGAGGCUCAGAGCUGAAAUAAAUGCUGCAAACGCCUCUAUAUCCACAAAGAAUAAGGUUGUUGGGGAUCUACAGAGAGAGAUAAAGAAGCUAGUAUUGGAACGACAAGCAGUUGGGGAGCAAUCUGAAAAAUACGAAGCAGACUUGAGAGCAAUGAAUGUCGAGAUGGAUAGACUCAACGCAGCUUUGAAGGAAGCCGAGCUGAAAGCCACCAAGAUAGUAAGGAUCGAAGCCAGCGGAGGUGCUGUUUUUUCAAAUGAAGAAAAGUUGAAUUUAGAACAGCAGCUGAAAGAUCUUAUGGAUCAAAACAUGCUUCACGAAAAGAAUAUGCACCUUUGUGAAGAGACUAUCAAAGAUCUCCAAGAAGACAUUGCUACAAGAGACGCGAAAAUCGAAUCCCUGACCGUCAUGAUUAAUUUUGAUGACGAUAUAAGCAAAAAUCGACAGGAAAAACAAGAUCUCAGAGAGAAGAUUAUCGCACUCGAGCAUUAUAUCGAUAAUGAGCUAGCUAGACAGUCCAUAAACAACUACGUCGAUCCCGAUGACCCCGAUGAUCCAGAUGAUCCGAAAGAUGGAAAAAGUAAAGCUGAGAUUGCAGCUCAGAAACAAGAGAUCGCUCGUCUUAAGAAGCAAUUGGAAUCAGAGUCUAAGAACGCCAAAGCACAGAUUGACAAACUUGUGAAUCAAUUGGAAAAAGAUUCCAAGACAGCGAAUCCCGAGGUUGCAAAGUUCAAGGCACAAUUAGCUGGAGCGAUAAGAGAAAGGCAUCUAACCUUACAGAAGACCGAAGCUGAACGAGCUGCGGCAAAGGAAGCGGCUGAUAAGGCUUUGGCAAGAUCUGAAGCUCGACGAAUUGUGGCCGAAAAAGAAAUUCAUGAUGCCUUAGCAUUUGCUACGGAACUACGAACAGAGGCUCUGGCUAAAUCUGAGGCUAAGUUGGCUAAGAUAAAGGAGGAACAUGAACAUUGGGUAGCAAUGGCUGAAGCUCAACGGACUGAGGCAAAGGAAGAAAGUGAUGAGAUCAUUGCAGAUUUACGAACGACAAUUGCCGAUCUGCGAACACAAAUCACAAAUUUAAACAGUGUAAACAUUGGACUCAGAGCAACUAUGCAAGAACGAAUCGAUGCUCUAACAAAGGAGGUCGCAGAAAUGCAAGGAAGACCUCCAGAGGAGCCUGCUGCUGAUGGGGCCCUCGCUAAGGCCCUCGAUGACCUUGAGAACAGGGACUUACGAAUCGCUCUUUUGGACGAGCAAAUCUCUGAAGCUAGCAAGAGGCACGAACAACAAAUCAAAGAUAUUCAAGCAAGACUUGAUGAAGCUAGGUUAAAUGCUAAUGGAAUCUCACCACAAGGUCUAAGAGCUUUGAGAAAGACUUUGGCCGAUUGUAGAAAGAAUCAUGAUGAUGAUCAAAUAACCAUUACAAAUCUAGAAGCGGAACUCGAUGCUUGUCAACGAAGAGGACAACAUCAUCUUCGACAACUACAAGAGUAUGCAGGUCUUCAUCAACACAAUGAUGGAGAAGCUGCUGCUAAAGAAAGAAUAGCUCAGCUUGAACUUGAGAAUGCUGCAAUCGAAGAAGAGUUGCAAGCUGCAAAGGUCGAAAGAGACCGAAAAGCAGAAGAGGAUCGAAAGAAAGCUGCAGCAGCACAUCAAAAGGAAUUGGAUGAUGCUGCGGCUGAUGUGAAUGUAGAUGUGGAAAGUGUUACAUCACAUGAUUCUAAUGAAGAAAUCAACAAGCAACAUAUCGAAAGGCUCAGAAGACAAGCUGAAGAUCUCAAGAAGCUCAGGGAUCAGAAUCUUAAUAUGGAAAUACAACUUAAUGUUUCAAAGAAGACUUUAGCAGCUCUCCAAAAUCAACGUACAGAUCUUCAAAAUAAAUUGAGAGAGUGUCGAAAACACAGACAGGAGCUUAUUGAACACCAGGUUGAAAUAGAACCAGGUGCUCCAGAAUUUAUGCCCGAUGAUUCUCAGAGAGUUGCUGAGCUCGAGGCUCGAAUUGCCGAGUUAGAAACUUUACUAGCAGCGUGUGAGGAAACUGGUGCAACUCUUCAACUACAAAGAGAUGCAGCAAUUACAGAAAAUGAAGGAAACAAACAAAGGAUGGCUGAUCUUCAAACUGCUCACGAUAUAAUGGCUGGCGAGGGACCUAAGCUUGGAUUGAAACGUAUCAAGACAAGAAUUGCUCUUCAAGCACAUGCAACUAGACUCAGAAAUAUUGCAGCAAGAGAAGCACAGGCAGCCGCAGACGCUGCUGCGAAAGAACAGGCUGCGCAAGCUAAAAGGGACGCGGAUCAAGCUAAGAAGGACGCCGCUGAGAAAGCCAGACAAGACGCGUUAAAUAACCCGGAUGAUCAUCAUCAUCACAAUAACAAUCAACCACCACCGCCGCCACCUCCCGGUGGUGGCGGAGCAAUUGCAAUUCCAGGAGGUGGAAAUAAUGAAAAAAUUGAAACGGAAGAGGAGGCAAAGGAGAGAAGAAAAAAGGAAAGGAAAGAGAGGAGGGAAGCAGCGAAAAGAAAGAAGGCAGAAAGUGAUAGGAAGCACAAGGAAAAAAUGGCGAAUGCGCUCCUUAGCAUGAAUAGCCAGAUAGUGAUACCCAAAAUACCGAGCAGCGGAAAAAAGCCUACCCCUAUUGUUGAGGAAGAAGAACCACCAGCUAGUCCGGACCCUGACUUGAAGCCAGACGAGGAUUAUGAUCCUUUCAGUGAUUCUGAUAACUAUUAUCAAAUCGCGGGAUCUAGUGCUCAACCACAGAAGUCGAGUUUUGUGAGCGGUAGGCGAACUUCGAGACCUAAGGUCACAUUUAAUGAGAAGAAAUACGUGGUAGAGCCGGAAAUUGAGCAGGAGGAUGAGGGUGAUGAAGUGGAGGAGGAUGAAUUUUGGAAUGACUUUGUAGAUUUGGAGCCGGCUGGAGACAAAAAGGACACAACUAAAGGGAAGAAGAGUUUGAAGAGGGCUUCACCACUUUCUCGUACACGAUCAGGUAAGGCGAAGAGAUCUAAGAUAUCCAAGGGUUAA
Botrytis byssoidea is the source of this 4152-nucleotide messenger RNA. RefSeq lists its product as uncharacterized. NCBI's taxonomy places the organism in Eukaryota, Fungi, Ascomycota, Leotiomycetes, Helotiales, Sclerotiniaceae. The transcript has 2 exons. The record is from RefSeq and is a predicted model, not a curated record. Bases 1 to 4152 code for a protein of 1383 amino acids.